Metarhizium brunneum ARSEF 3297 is the source of this 654-nucleotide messenger RNA. RefSeq lists its product as uncharacterized. NCBI's taxonomy places the organism in Eukaryota, Fungi, Ascomycota, Sordariomycetes, Hypocreales, Clavicipitaceae. The record is from RefSeq and is a predicted model, not a curated record.
AUGGCAUCACGCAGAGCACAAAAGGCAGUCGAGACCCUCGGGACUCAUUCAAAUCAACGAGCAAAAGUGCUCCGCAGAUACAUCUUCAUCUGCCUAGGAUGUUUGGCCGUGUCUACCGUCGUCGUUGUGAUGGAGGCAUACGCCCUUUUGGCUCUGCAGUUCUGCGACGGUGAAGACCUCAUGUCCCUGUACUGGUCAACAUGGACCAUGCUCCAGGUUGGUUCACUGAUUGCCAUUGCGGGCGUCAUUUUGGCCUUGUGCCAUAACCUCAGAAAUCGCCAGCACCCACCCUGGGCGCUCGCAUUGGGAACUCCGGUUCUCGUGAUUGCAGGAAUUCUGCACUUAUUCCAUGACUGUACAAGAAAGAGAAUCAAAAAGUUGCGACGGCCAGCGGGCAGUGCAUCCGACGACGGCCAGGAACCACGUAUUAGCCAAGCGAAUACCAUUGAAAAUUGUAGCCACGAAGACAAAUGCUCCGAUAUCCAAGCCGAGUUCAUUGGCUUUACGGUGGAGGGUGGCCCGAUUGUGAGAUUCACACAACCAGUGGCGCCGAUGCCACAAGGGCAACUCUUGGGCCGCGACAACGGCGGAGGGUCGACUUUUGCUUUCCCACGGGGAAUGGUUCGGUUUGAAACAGAGGACGAAAUACCAUGA